Schistosoma turkestanicum is the source of this 1378-nucleotide messenger RNA. The record is from the annotation of a GenBank genome assembly. Lineage: Eukaryota; Metazoa; Platyhelminthes; Trematoda; Strigeidida; Schistosomatidae.
CUAGUUUCCUAGACCUGGUGUGUUUUAAAUAUCUGUGCACAGGUAUGUGAGGGUCGCCCAUGAUGCCGCCUUGUGCGAAUAUUGUCGAAUUACCUCUUAGAAUUAUCGAGCAGGUGUUUAACUACCUAAGCUAUGAAGAAGUUUCGAAAUUAAGAGAAAUAUGCAGGUUCUUUGACGUUGUAUGCCGCGGUAUUCUCAACAAAGGGUUUAGGACUAUUGAACGAAAAGUUGUAUCAUUUCAUUCAGAGCUUCGAUCCUUGCUGCCGAGACGGGAAUCUGAGCGUCGAAAUCACCCUCUCAACAGACAUUGUGAAACUCUAUCGGCCAUUGAGACACGCUUGUCUCUUUUAAAAAUGAGCAUCAUGCGUUUUGCAGACAAAAAUGGCUGUUGUUUUUUCCCUGGAAGAGUUCUUGAUGAAAUUGAAGGUGUCUGUCAGUUCAUACGAUUGAACCAAAACGUUCCAAUAAGACCGUAUGAUAUAUUGCAUGAGCUUCGAGAUAUAUCAUCAAUGGCAAUGGAGCAUUUUGAAGAAAAUAUCCUUCCAUCCCUACAUCUUAAGUCAGAUGUUGGUAGUUCGUGGUUAUCAUCUGAACUUGUAAGUCCUUCUGUUAGUCAAGCUCGAGGCCCUAUACCAUUAGAAGAGCUCCGUGCAGUUUCUUCUUUCAAGCGGCAACAAUUGAACCAGUUAGCCCAGCGUUCAAAUCAACUUCCUGAUUUGAAAAAUAUCGCCUAUCAGGAGUCAGAAAUUGUUCCUAAUGAGUUAAAGGUUAAUCAGAAGUUAACUGCAGAUAUGAAGCGACUUAAACAAGGUCACGCUUUAAACAUGGCCCACAUUUGUAAAUUGAGUCGUAUGGUUUAUCAUUUGCUUCGUAAACAACGAGCAGUGACUGAGCAGAACAAACUGUUCGGUUCAUUAAUAAAAAUGCAAAGUCGUAGAAUAAAGCAAUUAGAGGCUAUUUGUGGCACGGAUAUUUUCAAUGGUUCAAAUGGAUUAGGGUCAACUUCGUCGAAUGCUUGCACUGCGUCUUCACCGAGCCAUGACAAUCAGUUAUCUACAUUUAAUGACCAGAAAAUUUUAAAAUCUCGUAAUAAGAGAGUUAGAUCUAUUAGUGAUAAGGAAGUUGAUUGCAUGCUGCCCUCAAAAAUACUUUUCUCGUCAGAUAUUGAUUAAUUUCUGUAUUGAAAAAGCUUCCUAUUUCUUCUUUCGAAAAAGUUCAUUCACUGAUAUAUGUAAUCGAGAAAACUUAAAUUAGUACGACUAACUUCAUUAUAUUUCUCUUUCAGAUGAAUUAUCAAGUUUCUUUUGUACAGUGUUACUUUAUUUCUCGAAAUGUACAUAGGUUUAUUAUUUGAAAUAUAACUAUUAUUAAUAUCAAC